GGCUUGGCAGAGGCCAACCAUCGCUCAUGGUUGUUGUACUGACCGGCCGCAGACCUACCAAGAAUUUCCCAGUGAUGUGAUCUAAUGAAAUCUGAGUGCGGUGGUGAUCGACUGACGAUCACAAUGAUACUCAUCGUCUUGGUGUUUGUGGCGUGUGUGAAUUGGACUUUAGCACACUGUCCCGAAGGAAUAACCGGGAAUUGUACCAUCAUCCGACAUAAUGAAACCACUAAGAAACCAACCCUUCUUCUUCAAUCCAUGAAUAUGCUCGCCGAAGACGACGAACACAAAGGACGUGCCCUUAAUUUCACAAUGACGGAAUCAUUGAACAACACACAUGAUGAACAUGGAGACCUCAGCGAUGUCACCAUCGAUGAAGAACACGACAAUAUCACCAUUUGCUCAAAAGGAGGCUUGACCUAUGAAGAAGGAGAAAAAUUAGAAAUCGGAUGCGAAUCGGUGUGCACAUGCCGGAACGGCAAGAUGCAAUGUGAAGACAGAUGUCUCAAACCCAUGGUGAGGAAAGGAAAGAAGAUUGAAGAUCCGCUGUGCAUAGAGAAAGACACUGAAGACAAGUGUUGUGCGGUCUUGGUUUGCACAGCAGAUACGGAAACGGAGCCUUUAGAAAUCUGUACGUUCAAGAAUCACACUUACAAUCGUGGCGAAUCGUUCAAUAAAGAUUGUGACGAAGUUUGUACGUGUGAAAUAGCAGGAAAAACGUCCUGCAAGCCACGCUGUCCUCCUGUUAAUAAAACGAACGAUAAGUGUGUGCAAGUCCAAGAUCCGAAUGAUUCCUGCUGUAAGAAAUUGCUUUGUGAUGUGACUUUGGACGAUCAUGAAUCGGACAAUUCCAUGCAAAUUCACCAUAAACUAAUUGAAGCAAAAUAUUUAAAUGAAUCAACAGUUGAACUAGAAUUUGAUCCGAAAUUGAACGAUAAAGAGAAUUCGAUUUAUAUCGAAGGGAGUUCAGAUCAGAAUGAUUGGAAAACUUAUAAAAUAAGAGCACAGAAAUAUGUCGAUGUUAUGGACGGAACCAAGUAUCUCAAAUUGGAAAAUAGCAAAGAAAGUAUUAAAAUCGUGUCAGCAAACACUUCAUCUUCUACAGGUUGCACUUACAAAGACAAGUUUUAUGAAUUAAACGAAGAGUACAAUGAUAAUUGUACGUCUCUGUGUGUUUGUAAAGAAUCAGGAAUGAAAUGUUUAAAACUUGAAUGUCCUACAUAUUUUGGCGUGGAUGUGCUCGAUCCAAAUUGUGUUGAAUGGGAGACAGUGCCUCCGAAUUUCCAUCCGACGCCUCCAAACUGUUGUCCUCAAGAGUUGAAAUGUAAAAGUAACGGUUCUUGUGUCUAUGAAGGUCACACUUACCAAAAUUGGCAACAAUUACCUGAAAACAUCACCGGUUGUGAAAAACGAUGUUAUUGCGAAAUGGGAAAUGUCGAAUGUCAAAAUACAUGUCCUCCGGUGACGGCUUUACCGCCUCCAACACUUCCAUGUCCACCACAUCAAGCAAUGGUGGAUCAUCUUCCCGAUGACGAAUGCUGCAUGUAUUGGGUGUGCAGUCAAGAGACUGAUGGACGUAACGAAACAGCAUCGAAAAUCAUGGGACCGUUACUAGUUUACAAAAACCAUAAUAAAACCGAUGAUAAAAAUAAAAACCCUCUUAAACCCUUUACACCUCCGAAUUUACCCCCCGACGAAAAUCCAUAUUAUCAUAAGAACGAAAAAGACAAAUUUCUUGGUCCUUACAAUCCGAAUUAUAAAAAACCUCAACAAAAUAAUAAGAAACCAUCAUCAUCAUCAUCAUCGGGACUUGGAAAUCAAGACGAAUUGUUACAAUUCAUUCAUCAACAUCCCGAAAUCACGAAUUAUCCCUCAGGAUCCGUUGUCGAAAUUCAUAAACCUUCUUUCGUUCCCCCAAAUCGCCUUCAACAUUUCAUCCCUUAUGUCAUUCCACAAAACGGUCAUUCGAACGAUUUACCACCUGGCAUAACUCUUGAGCAAAUUUUACAAGAAGUGCACAAAAAUGCAAACCCUAAUGGUCAUAUUUUACCAUCAUUCACUAACGGACCGGUACUUUUAGCCCCACAAAGUCCAAUUUUGUCUAAUGCGACGACAUUUCGAGGUCAACAAUUUCCAGGGGGUUUCCCCCCCACAAUGCAACAGGAUGAUAUAACAGUGACUGCUCUUGAAGCCGUCGAUGCUCAUACCGUGCGAUUGGCUUUUGUGGUCCCUUCGGUGAUUGUGGGGUUGCAUGGACGAGUGGAAGUGCGAUACACACAUCACGAUGAUGUCGAUGUGAAUUCAUGGCAAUUGCAAGUUUUUGCACCUCCUAACGACUUAAUCGCCACUCCUCAACUUGAAUUCGACCUUUUAGACCUCAAACCUGACACUGAAUACAAGAUUAAAAUAACGAUAACUUUGCGCGAUCUUCACAACACUCCAAGUAGUAGAAUUUAUAAAAUAAGAACUCUUAAAGAUCACAAUGCGACUACUUUACCUCCUAUGAUACCAAUUGAACCGGAAUUGGCCAUCAGUGAUAUAAAUGCAACGUGGGUAACUGUGAUUUGGAGGAAAUUCACCGAAUACGAAUUGCAAUUUAUUGAUGGAGUUCAGUUACGAUUUAAGGAAAUUGAAGGAAAAAUCUACGAUGCUACUCCACUAAUACACAGAUCUGUGACAAGUUACACACUUGAGAAUCUCAAACCGAAUAGGAAAUACGAAAUUGGGAUUUUUUUCAUUCCUUUUCCGGGACAAUUGACCGAACUUCACGCUGAACAUAUGCUUCAUUUUACUACAGCGAACGAAAUCGAUACUUAUGGUUUCAAUGUCACAUUAGAUAUCUCUCAUAUCAAGUCAACAAGUGUAGAAAUUUCCUGGUCUGGGGUGCCUUACCCGGAAGACAAAUACGUCAAUAUCUAUCGUGCGAUUUAUCAAAGCGAUUCAGGCAAAGAAGAUCAUAGUACGUUUAAAAUUGCGAAGCGGGAUUCCCCUACGAAAACGGUGGUGAAUGAGUUAAAACCAGGGACUAGAUAUCGCUUGUGGUUGGAGGUUUAUCUCACCAAUGGGAAAAUUAAAACUAGUAAUGUUCAAGAUUUUAUAACGAAACCGAGAGCGGCAUCGGCGUUGGGGGCAUCACCCACUCAAUCGGACAAAUUGUUAGCAGGAGGGGAGCAAAAGGGCGACUAUUAUGGGCCCCUAGUCAUUGUUGCUAUCCUAGCGGCGAUUGCCAUUAUGAGUACGUUGAUUUUGUUACUGAUUUUAGUUAGGAGACACAAUCAGAAUAAAGCUGCCAUUACGCCGCCCCCGCCGAGGGUUAGUCAAUCGGCCUAUGAUAAUCCAACCUACAAAGUGGAGAUUCAACAAGAGACAAUGGGGUUAUGAAAAUGAAAGACCUCGACUGGUGUAAAUAUUAGCAAAUAGUUUUACUUGUAAGAUUUAAUUUUAGAAUUAGGUAUUGUGUAUUAUUUAUUUAAAUUUAAACCAUUCAAAAUGUUACUGUUUGCAAUUACUAUUUUCCUAAAAUUAAAUAAAAGAAGUAAAAACA
Molecule: messenger RNA, 3544 nt
Organism: Tribolium madens (black flour beetle)
Lineage: Eukaryota; Metazoa; Arthropoda; Insecta; Coleoptera; Tenebrionidae
Gene: sas
Product: putative epidermal cell surface receptor
Exons: 7
Coding region: 85-3381 (1098 amino acids)
Molecular function (GO): protein binding
Source: RefSeq, a predicted model, not a curated record